AAAUGAAAAAUGAAGGGAUUGCUUUUGACACAUCAAAAGAAUGCAACAGAAGUGCGGAAAUCUUGCAAGGUCAUGCAUGAUUAAAAUAGAAACCUUAGGAAAAGAGUGCAAAAAAGGAGUUGGUGAUUUUUGAUAGUACUUUUCUUGGUUUUUUUAUUGGUCAAAGCCCUGUCACAUGACCAAAUUGCGGGUACUAGUUGUAAAGUUUAUCAARAUUGCAUUAGUUAAUGAUGUCGUCAAUGAUCCAUAAAUCAAGACAGAGAGAUAAUCAUGGACUUUUCUAGCUCUUAUCCGACUCCUGAGAUCCUCUACCAUCAAAGCGUGUCAUCAUCAUCGCCACAGCUGCAGUUGUCAAAUGAUUAUCAACUCGCCACAUCAAGUAGAACAUUUAAUCAUCUGCGUCCCCCUCCUCUCAAUACCAUUUCAACAAAUGAUCCUACGAACUUUUACAACAGAGGCACCCAAGAAUGGUCUUGGGAUUUCAAUCAUGGUUCUUCCAAGGCGAAUGCACAAGUGCCUAGUUACUUGCUCCAACCAAUUUACCCUUGGAUGAAAACAAAGAAAAGUGGAAAAGAUGGAAACGAGAAAAAGAGUUCUAAACGACACAGAACAAGCUACAACAACAAACAACUUCUGGAGUUGGAGAAAGAGUUCCACUUUAAUAAAUACCUUUGCAGCACUCGUAGAAAUGAAAUUGCAAAGUCAAUGAAUCUUACCGAACGACAAAUCAAAGUMUGGUUCCAAAACCGGCGAAUGAAAUGGAAAAAGGACGAGAAAGAAAAAGAACAGCAACAGAAACAUAGAUCCGGAUAUUUCCUAGAAGAUGUAGAUGAAGGAGAGGAGGGGUACAGUCUUCCAGAUAGCAUUAGGAAUCUUCCUCGACUUCCUAGGCUACCACCAUUCGCUCCCCCACGCCAGCCAAGUAUAUUUGACAACACUAACCAAAGGCUUACUAGUUCAUACAUAGACAUGAAUUUUCCACCAUAAGAAUAUAAUGAGGUCAAUCAUUUGAUCUAAAGAAACUUUAUAUUAUCGACCGACAACGUUGCCCAAGUAACUGUCGAAAGUAAUUAUAUAUCUUUGAACAUCUUCACAAAAACAUUGUUUUCUUUAAUUUAGUCACUUAUGUAUAAUUUCAGUGUUAUAUACACCGACUUUUUCGCAUGCAAUCUUUCUCUUUUUUUGAUUACAUACACAAGUAUCGCRCUUCAAAAUUUAGGAUGGGAGUUUAUUAACCCUUGCUUAUUUCAAGAAAUUGGUUUCCCAUAGAGCUCGUGCCAAUUUAAACACUCAGUUGGCCAUGUUGGCUUCCGGCUGAACUCUCCGCUAAGUUUGAGUGUUGAAUCACGGACUAGCAUGAUAAGUUAUAAAAGUAAUUAGUACCAAAAAUAAAAAGUUUAACUGUG
Molecule: messenger RNA, 1406 nt
Organism: Actinia tenebrosa (Australian red waratah sea anemone)
Lineage: Eukaryota; Metazoa; Cnidaria; Anthozoa; Actiniaria; Actiniidae
Product: homeobox protein Hox-A2
Biological process (GO): regulation of transcription by RNA polymerase II
Cellular component (GO): nucleus
Molecular function (GO): DNA-binding transcription factor activity, RNA polymerase II-specific; RNA polymerase II cis-regulatory region sequence-specific DNA binding
Source: RefSeq, a predicted model, not a curated record